UACCUCCAGAGCUCACUUUUCCAGAGUCAGUGAACAGUAAACAUGCUGAGCUGCUUCUCAACUUCUCAAGGCAAGAGCCACAGGACUUCAGGCAGAGAAAGCAUCUUUGAACGACUUAGAAGAUGGUUCACUCCAUCUAGACGCUUCAGGCCACAUUGCAGGAGCCUCUCAACCAUCAGGGAAAACCCAGGCCAGGUCUCCCCAGGCAUGACUACCACGAACCCAGAGCCACCAAGGAGCCUGGGGCAAGUCUCCCGAAGCUCACCCGCCAGAAUCAGGAAGAUCCCAGAAAGCCCAAGAAACGUCUCCCCAGGGCCUGGCACUAGGCACCCCAAGACACUAAAGAGCCAAGAGCAGGUCUCCUUAGGCCCAGCUUCCAAGCACCAAAAGACUCCAAGGGACCUAGGGAAGAUCUGCAAAGGCCCUGCUACCAGGGGCCCAAAGCAAGCAAGGAUCCCAGUAAAGGUCUCCUCAGCCCUGACCACCAGUCACACAGAAAAAUCGAGGAACACAGGAGAAGCCUCCUUAGGCCCAACUCCUCAGGGCACAAAGACACCAAGGAGACCAAGGCAGGUCUCACCAGGCCCAGCCACCCAGUGCUCAGAGAUACCACCUAGCUCUGGGCAGGUCUCCCCAGAGCCAACAACCAGGAGCCCAGAGACCGCAAGGUUUGACACCAACGGUCCAGGUGACAGUAGCCCAGAGUCACUGAGUAGUGCAGGGGAAGUCUUCCCAUGGGAGGUCUUCCCUGGCCUAGCCAUUUGGUCCCCACAAAGACCUAGGAGCCCAGGGGAGGUCUUCCCAGAGGAGGUUUUUCCAAGCCUGGGCAUGAGAAACACCCCAAGACCUAGGAGCCCAGGGGAAGUCUUUCGAGAGGAGGUCUUCCCAGGCCUGGCCAUGAGGCUCCAACAAACACACAGGAGCCCAAAGGAGGUCAUUCCUGAGGAGGUCUUCCCAGAGUUAGUCUCCAGGCGAUCAAAGACAGAAAAAGGAAAGGUCUUCUCUGGGCUGUCAAUACGGUGCUCAGAGACAGUAAUGAACCCAGACAAGGUCCUCCCCGGCCUGUCCACCAGCCACCGAGAGACACCAGGAAGCCCAACACACGUCCACUCUGGCCUGGACACCACUAUUGGAAAUCACUACGCUGGGAGCCUGGCAGAAGACUCGCUAGUCUGGCUGGGGCAAGCAGUCACGCUGCACUCCCUCACAGAGCCUCUGAUGCCAGCUUUCCCAGAAAGCCAAACCUUCCUUGGUCCCUCCUUCCCGAGCACCACCAGGCCCUGCACCUUCGCCCAACAGGCCAAGAUGAUGGGAAGGGUUGUCUCCUUCCUCCUCAACUCCUGGCUGGAGAUGCACACCCAGGUGGACCUCCCAGCCCACUGUCCUCUGACUCAGCUGUAGCAUCCCCAACCCCACUGAGGAAGAGAGCAAGGGUGAGAGGACCAGGGGCCAGCUGCAGCCCAAGCUCAAGUCCCACCGCAGAGCCGGUGUCAGCUCUACCUGCAGCUCCCUCACCAGCUCUAGCACUGAAAUGAGAACCAGCAACAAGAACCACUUCUCCACCAGCUCCAUACCUGGGGUCCCUUGUUCCACAGCUGAUGUCACUCCUGACCACCACCUGUGGCCAGCUCCUGCUGCACAGCCACCCUUCUGCUCCUUGGCUGUUGCAGUUACUGUUAUAUUUACUCAUACCUUUAAU
Heterocephalus glaber (naked mole-rat) is the source of this 1699-nucleotide messenger RNA. RefSeq lists its product as uncharacterized. The record is from RefSeq and is a predicted model, not a curated record. NCBI's taxonomy places the organism in Eukaryota, Metazoa, Chordata, Mammalia, Rodentia, Bathyergidae.